This is a messenger RNA of Prunus dulcis (almond), 1898 nucleotides long. RefSeq names its product nuclear transcription factor Y subunit A-3. The transcript has 6 exons. Gene Ontology annotation, cellular component: CCAAT-binding factor complex. Gene Ontology annotation, biological process: regulation of transcription by RNA polymerase II. The record is from RefSeq and is a predicted model, not a curated record. Gene Ontology annotation, molecular function: RNA polymerase II cis-regulatory region sequence-specific DNA binding; DNA-binding transcription factor activity, RNA polymerase II-specific. NCBI's taxonomy places the organism in Eukaryota, Viridiplantae, Streptophyta, Magnoliopsida, Rosales, Rosaceae. Bases 403 to 1434 code for a protein of 343 amino acids.
GAAAGGAGGGAGGUGAGGUGGUGGGGUGAGGAGAUUGAAUUGUGACUUUGUGAGUGCGUUUAAUGCAAGGAAAUCUGUCGUUUAAGGAAAUGAAAGAUGGAGCCCUUGCACCAAAUAAGCCAAACCAAAUGAGAGUAAGUUUUUGAGAGAGAGAGAGAGAGUCUGCUUUGUGGGUUUAAGGAAGAAGAAGACAUGCACAAUUCAGAGCUUACAACAAAACCCAUUUCUUAAUUCCAAUCACUUUACCAUAUUAUCCCAAAGCAUUGUCGCAGUUUGCAUUCCUGGUUGCUGAUGAGUGGACAAUUGAAGUAAAAGUUCAGGUUUUUCUCUUUUAACAUAUUUGAAGAUCUAUAAAGUUUCAACGCCACAAUUUGUAGACAACCUGAAUCAUUGUUUUAGACAAUGCAGAAUUUGUAUAAGCAAAACUCUGAUAUUGGUUCUGCACAUUCGACAUUUCCAUUCAUUGUUGGAUCAUCAUCAUGGGAGAAUUCUACUGAAACACAUGUCCAACAGUCUACCUCCAAAAGUUUAAUCUUCAAGAUGGGCGCGCCUCUACAAAAUUGUCAUAACAGAAAGCAAUCUGGAAUUCACUUUCAAGAUCAAGAUUCGUCGUCAACUCAAUCAACUGGUCAAUCUCAUUCUGAAGUGGAUAGUAUGAAAGAAGGCAACCCAUGUGGGGAAGGCAUAGUUUCAGCACAAUCAGGAUAUAAUGAAAGACAAGGGAAGCCUGUUGGUGGUCACCUGAAAUCACUCUCGUCAGUGGCAAGUCAGGGCUUUGUCUUCCCGUCACAACUUGAUUUUUGCCACCCAAUGGGUCACAUUCCAUUCCACUAUGCUGAACCAUACUUUGGUAGCUUACUUGCUGCUGCUUGUGGGCCACAAGCUACGAUUCAUCAUCCCCAGGUGAUGGGGAUUACUCCUGCUAGGGUUCCCUUGCCUCUUGAUCUUACAGAAGAUGAACCCAUUUAUGUAAAUGCAAAACAGUAUCGUGCAAUCCUAAGGAGGAGACAAUAUCGUGCCAAGCUUGAAGCUCAGAACAAACUCGUCAAAAUUCGUAAGCCCUAUCUUCACGAAUCUCGGCAUGUUCAUGCAUUAAAGAGGGCUAGAGGAUCUGGUGGGCGCUUUCUCAACAUGAAGAAGGUCCAAGAUUCCAAGCCUAAUACCACAAACAGAGUGGAUGUUUCAGGCUCAGCUCAGCUACAUUUGACCAGAAAUAUGUCCGAAUCCGAAGUUCUUGAGCCUGACAACUAUAGAGAUGGUGCUUCUACUACUUCUUGCUCUGAAGUCACAAGCACUUCCAACAGUGAUAAUAUCUUUCCACGGCAAGAUUUCAGGUUCUCUGGCUACCCCUCUCACAUUGGUGGGACCAUGCAAGUUCCCUUUGUUGAUGUGCGUGGUGGUGGGAACCAGCACCAUAUUUCCCUCCUCCGGUGAACAAUCACCAUAGCAGUCAGUGUUCAGUGUUCUGUUGGAGAAUACGACUGCUAUGUUCCCUCGGGAAGUCAUCCUUGGCUCUGUUAAAGUUCCUUUCUAUUGUUCCUUCGGGAAGUCAUCCUUGGCUCUGUUGAAGUUUCCUUUCGAAUUCCCAUGGGAAGUCAUCCUCGGCUCAGUUAUGUUUCAAAUUCCCUCGGGAAGUCAUUCUCGGCUCCAGUUACAUUUCGAAUUCCUUUGGGAAGUCAUCCUCGGCUCUGUUGAAGUUUCACUUUUCUAGUUGUUAACCUUUAUAUUUAGUUUUUGGGCAAACACAAGCAUUCCUGAUGAACUAUGGUUAACUGAUAGAUGGUGACAAGAACAUAAUUACUCUUGGGUGUGAUAAAUAAUCUGCGUAUUUGUGCAGACAAUUGACCUUGGAUUUAAAAGUUUCAGUAAGUGAUGAAAAAUUAUGUUUGUGCAGAAAA